AUGGAGAAGGAAUUUUUGUAUGAAAUUUUAGAUUCAACAAAAGAUGUUGAUCAAUAUGUAUACAACGUGAUAAUUGAUAUGUUAAAAAGGGAGAAAAUUUCAGAUUGUAUAGAAUUUCUAGAAAAAGUUUAGAAUCAUUAGAAUUAUGAAUAAUUUUUUGUUUUAGUUUAAAAUUUAGCAUGCUCUGAUAAGCAAUAGUGGUUAAAUGUAGUAAAUAGUAAUUUAAAGAGAAUUACUGUCAUAAUCAAAAAAAUUAUUGAACAUGACUUUAAUAAAAAUAAUUAUUCAACGAGAAUCUAUACUGAAAGUAGAGAUUUAAUAAUUAAAAAAAUAUCAGGAGAAAAGAAAGUAGCUGAAUUUUUGAAAUUUUUAGUUCGACUUACAGCUUUUGAUAAUAAAUUUCUUUAAUGUGGAUCAAAUUCACUUAAUUUAUUAGUUAAUAUGAAUGUAGAUUUGAGAGAAUAAUGUUUUGAAAACAUUUAGAUUCAAAAUACUUCUUUGAUUGGAGCUAAUUUUUACAAAUGUGAUUUGGGAGGAUCUUAAUUUCAUAAUGUUGAUAUAAGUGGAAUAAAUUUAAAUAAGGCUUAUCUAUGUAAUUGUAAAUGGAAUAAUUUAAAAAUACAUGAAUUAUCUAAAUUAGAUUGUCACAGUAGUAUCUUUUCCGUAUCCUUUUCGCCUGAUGGUAAUACUUUAGCCUCUUGUGGUUAUGAUAAAUCUAUUCAUUUAUGGAAUGUUAAGACAGGAAAAAAAAUAUCUCAAUUAAAAGGUCAUUAUAGUAGCGUUUAAUCAAUAAACUUCUCGUCUGAUGGAUCUACAUUAGUAUCUAGUACAGAUAAGUUUAUCUAUUUAUGGAAUUUCUAAAUUGGAAAAAAAAUAACUAAAUUAUAAGGUCAUAACGGUAGUGUUUAAUCAGUAUGUUUCUCACCUGAUUGUUCUACAUUAGUAUCUAGUAGUUUUGAUUAGACAAUCCGAUUAUGGGAUGUUAAGACAAGAGAACAAAAAUCUAAAUUCGCUGGUAAUAAUGGAACUACCUAUUCAGCAUGUUUUUCACCAGAUGGUACUACAUUAGCGUAUGGUGGGGUAGAUAACUCUAUUCGAUUAUUUGAUAUUAAAUCAGGACGAUAAACUUGUAAAUUAGAUGGUCAUAUGAAUAUUGUCCAUUCAGUAUGCUAUUCUCCUGAUGGCACUACAUUAGCAUCAGGUAGCUUUGAUUAUACAAUCCGAUUAUGGGAUGUUAAGACAGGAGAAAAAAAAUAUAAAUUAGAUGGUCAUAUUGAUUGGGUCAAUUCAGUAAAAUUCUCACCUGAUGGUACUACAUUAGCAUCAUGUGGUAAAGAUAAAUCUAUCCGUUUAUGGGAUAUUAAGACAGGAUUACAAAAAUUUAAAUUAGAUGGUCAUUUUGAUUGGGUAAACUCAAUAUGUUUUUCACCUGAUGGAGCUCGAUUAGCAUCUGGUAGUUCAGAUAAGUCUAUCCGCUUAUGGGAUAUUAAUAUAGGUCUACAAAAUUCUAAUUUAGAUGGUCAUAAUAAGUAGGUUAACUCUUUAUGCUUCUCACCUGAUGGUGCUGUAUUAGCAUCUGGUAGUUUUGAUAACUCUAUCCGUUUAUGGGAUAGUAAAACAGGAAAAUAAAUAUUUAGAAUAGAUAAUCAUACUGAAAGGGUUAAUUCAAUAUGUUAUUCCCCUGAUGGUACUACAUUAGCAUCUGGUAGUGGAGAUAAGUCUAUCCGUUUAUGGGAUGUUAAGACAGGACAUCAAAAAUAUAUAUUAAAUGGCCAUCAUAAUGGAGUCCUAUCUGUAUGUUUCUCACCCAAUGGUAUGACAUUAGCAUCAGGUAGCGCAGAUAAGUCUAUCUGUUUAUGGGAUGUUAAUACAGGAUAAAAAAAAUUUUAAUUAGUGGGUCAUAUUGAUUGGGUUAAUUCAGUGAAAUACUCACCUGAUGGCAUGAUAUUAGCAUCUGGUAGUAGAGAUAACUCAAUCAUUUUAUGGAAUGUUAACAAAGGACUAAAACAUUCUAAUUUAGAUGGUCAUUAUUAAUGGGUAAAUUCAGUAUGCUUUUCACCUGAUGGCACAAUUAUAGCAUCAGGUAGUCAAGAUUGCUCUAUCCGUAUUUGGGAUAUUAAAACAGGAAAACAAAAAUCUAAACUGAAUGGCCAUCGUAACUAUGUCAAUUCAAUAUGUUUUUCACCUGAAGGGGCUACUUUAGUAUCUGGGAGUGCAGAUAACUCUAUCCGGUUAUGGGUUAUUGAAACAGGACAAGAAAAAUCUAAAUUAGAUGGUCAUUACAAUUGGGUUAAUUCAGUAUGCUUCUCACCUGAUGGUACUACAUUAGCAUCUUGCAGUACAGAUUAUUCGAUCCGUUUAUGGAAUUUUAAAACAGGUACAAAAAUAUUUAAAUAAAAGAUCAUUUAUAUAAUAGUCUUUAAUUAGAAUUUAUCUCAAAUGAUAAUAAUAAACUAUCUUCGAGUUGUUAAGAUUAGUUUACAUGUUUAAGUGAUGUUCAAAGAGAACCUUAAGGCAAGAGUUAUUCAGAUAAUAAUCAAAAAUCAUUAAUAACACUUCAAAAUAAUACCUUUUUUGAUCCAGGUUGUAAUAAUUGUAAUUGUUUAGAUAAUUCAAUUGUUACAAUUAUGCUCAUCUCCUAAUAUCCAACUUUAUAAGCAUAAGGGGCAAAAAUUAUAGAAGGUGAAUUUGUAACCCAUUAAGAUGUUAAUUUAAAAUCAUUAUUUAUAUCAAAAGGAAGUUACAUAUUGGAAGGCUAAUUAAUUGCCCAAUAAAAUGCAAUUCAACAUUGA
Messenger RNA from Paramecium sonneborni, 2792 nucleotides. NCBI's taxonomy places the organism in Eukaryota, Ciliophora, Oligohymenophorea, Peniculida, Parameciidae. The record is from the annotation of a GenBank genome assembly.